Eucalyptus grandis is the source of this 1387-nucleotide messenger RNA. RefSeq names its product cell number regulator 6. Lineage: Eukaryota; Viridiplantae; Streptophyta; Magnoliopsida; Myrtales; Myrtaceae. The transcript is spliced from 5 exons. Bases 251 to 967 code for a protein of 238 amino acids. The record is from RefSeq and is a predicted model, not a curated record.
AGUUGUUUCGGUAACAACGUAACUGCCAAGGUUUCAAGAGUUUCUCGAAGUCGUCGAUGGUCAGUGAAUUUCCUCUCUAAAAUAGCCGCAGAUCGUUCCGACAAGUGAAAUCCGUUGCUUUCCGUUUGAUUAUCCUCGUCCGGUCUUCAAGGAAUUGCUGCAGGACGGUGCGAAUUUCCUGCUGGAUCUGGUGGUUUCGCGGUUUGUCUGAAGUGAUCCCGGGGCGAUAGAUUGCAUUUUCGCGAAGGCGAUGGCGGAGGGGUCAGGGCAAUCGCGCUACGUGAAGCUAACGAAGGACCAGGCGCCUUUGGAGGAUAUAAAGCCUGGAGAGCUUAACCUGCCUAUUGAGGUUCCGCAGUUGGAAGGUCGCAAAUGUCAUGAGUGUGGACAACCUCUUCCUGAAAGCUUUGAGCCUCCUGCAGAUGAAAAUUGGACAACUGGAAUUUUUGGUUGUGCCGAAGACAGUCAAAGUUGCUGGACUGGACUAUUUUGCCCUUGUGUCCUGUUUGGUCGCAAUGUUGAGAGCUUGAGAGAGGACACUCCUUGGACUACUCCAUGCAUCUGUCAUGCCAUUUUCGUGGAAGGUGGCAUUGCACUAGCAGCAGCUACAGCGGCCUUCAAUGGCAUUGACCCUCAUACAUCAUUUCUCAUCGGGGAGGGCUUAAUAUUUGCCUGGUGGAUGUGUGGCAUUUACACUGGCCUUGUUCGCCAAUCACUGCAGAAGAAAUAUCAUCUGAAGAAUUCCCCGUGUGAUCCAUGCUUGGUGCAUUGCUGCAUGCACUGGUGUGCUCUGUGUCAGGAGCACAGGGAGAUGAAAGGUCGGCUCUCAGAAAAUGUCGUCAUGCCAAUGACUAUUGUAAAUCCUCCCCCUGUUCAGGAGAUGAACUCUGCGAGUGAAGCCCAGGACUCUGCACCACCUUCCGCAGACAACGGUGAGCACACAAAGUUGGAAAUGCAGGCUUUAUAGCAACUUAAAUCUCUACAUACGGAGAGAAUGUGAAUAAUCACCGGCGGGCGUCUAUUUGGUGGCAUAUUUGUUGGCGAUCUUCUUUUGUAUUUGUUUAAGAUUUUGAUGACUUUGAUUUAGGAUUCUAUGUGGCCUUGUGGUGCAAAUGGGACCAUUUAUACAUCUAUACGCAGAUUAAAUCAUUUUGAAACUUCGUUGCACAUCUAGAUUCAUGUAAGAGGAGUCUCUGCUCAAUUAGUCUGAGGCAGAACUUAGAGCGCCCUGCUCUCUCCGUGAGUACCACAACAGUAGGUAUACAUAUAUUCUAGCGUAUCCGUAAGUACCAGGAAAGAAAUAGAAUCUUGAUAACUUGGGAUUGGAUUGACAAGUCUUGUAUAACAUUAUAUUGAUUAAACCUUCUCCUGCUCGUGCUUGAAAGUA